ACAAGCAACAAGAAAACAACCACGUCUGCUUCCAUUUCUUCAACCCCAACAACAAAUCCAAGCCACAACAUUUUGACCACCUCUGCUUCCAGUUUUUCAACCUCAACAGUACAUACAAGCAACAAGAAAACAACCACGUCUGCUUCCAUUUCUUCAACCCCAACAACAAAUCCAAGCCACAACAUUUUGACCACCUCUGCUUCCAGUUUUUCAACCUCAACAGUACAUACAAGCAACAAGAAAACAACCACGUCUGCUUCCAUUUCUUCAACCCCAACAACAAAUCCAAGCCACAACAUUUUGACCACCUCUGCUUCCAGUUUUUUAACCACAACAGUACAUACAAGCAACAAGACAACAACCACGUCUGCUUCCAUUUCUUCAACCCCAACAACAAAUCAAAGCCACAACAUUUCGACCACCUCUGCUUCCACUUCUUCAACGACAACAGUACGUCCAAGAACCAAAAUUUCAGCCAUGUCAACUUCCAGUUCUUCAGAAAUUCAGAGUAAAACGAUAACACAAAAGCCCACAGGACCUGAAGGAUCAGACACAGUGGCAACAGUGCAGGGUGUGCCUGGUUGGGGCAUUGCCAUCCUCGUGCUGGCGGCUAUCAUACUAUUCUUCAUGCUUGUCCUCCUCAUACUGCUGCUGCUGUUUUGGUGCUGUUGCUGGAAACAGCGUGGCUUCAUGCAUGUAUCUGAUCCAGACCCAACAGGCUAUUAUAAUCCCGACAUUCCUAUGUACUCCACUCAAAGCACGUAUGACUCACACAACGGCAAAUCAUUGGAUUUAGACCCAGAGAGACCUCAGAAAAACCGGUCUGGAACAUACACAGUGAACAAGUGAACGCCCUGGGCUUAAAGUCAAGUGGUACAACUUUUGAAUCAAACAGUGAAACCCAUGGAAUAAUUUACUCACCACUAC
Molecule: messenger RNA, 927 nt
Organism: Tachysurus fulvidraco (yellow catfish)
Lineage: Eukaryota; Metazoa; Chordata; Actinopteri; Siluriformes; Bagridae
Product: mucin-1-like
Exons: 3
Coding region: 478-849 (123 amino acids)
Source: RefSeq, a predicted model, not a curated record